Necator americanus (New World hookworm) is the source of this 444-nucleotide messenger RNA. RefSeq lists its product as uncharacterized. Lineage: Eukaryota; Metazoa; Nematoda; Chromadorea; Rhabditida; Ancylostomatidae. The transcript has a single exon. Bases 1 to 444 code for a protein of 147 amino acids. The record is from RefSeq and is a predicted model, not a curated record.
AUGAGAGAUCGACCCGUCAUCAGCAUCAAAAAUUACACCAUAUACUGCGGCGAUGCUGAUGAGAACAAAGUAGGUGGCUGUGCGAUAGCUGUAAGGAACGAUUACAAAAACCUGGUGGAGGAAUUCUGCUCAAUGUCGUCUAGAUGCGUCUUUGUACGACUGCGAGAUCGCAGAGGACGUGUAUUCUGGAUCGUAAGUGCUCACGCACCUACGGAAACCGCUAAAGACAACAGUAAGAACGCCUUCUAUGAUGAACUCAAUGCGUUCAUGUCUAAAAUACCAAGCCAGCAGGUGGUCAUUGUCGGAAUCGACGCAACUACAAAGAUGGGACACGAACAGCAAUCCGACGUGCUAGGAAAAUUGUAUUAUCCAGCGGAGCGCACGUCGGACAACGGUGACCGUUUGGUCGACUUGUGCGAACGUGGCAGGGGUCAACACUUUUAA